Xylona heveae TC161 is the source of this 660-nucleotide messenger RNA. RefSeq lists its product as hypothetical. The record is from RefSeq and is a predicted model, not a curated record. NCBI's taxonomy places the organism in Eukaryota, Fungi, Ascomycota, Xylonomycetes, Xylonales, Xylonaceae. Bases 1 to 660 code for a protein of 219 amino acids. The transcript is spliced from 2 exons.
AUGGACCGAUAUAAACCUAUUUCGACAAGAGAGGCACCUACAAAACCUCCCAAAGAAACUGAGCGUAAUCUUUCGCUUCUCCGAUGUGGAAAAACUUUUUCGAUGAUUCCACCGAGCGUUCCUUACACGAGUAAUAUCGCCGUUUCUGUGGCGCUAUAUGAUAUCGAUAGAGACUCAUUGGGGGAUCAAACAAAAGCAUUUGCGGCCGGAAUUUUGAACCAUUAUUUCAAAGGCGAGGAUAGUUAUCUCGUCGCGUCGGAGCAGGAGAGAGAAUCGCAUAAAAUCGAUUUUCUCAUAUUGAAGGUCCCUUAUGGCCGGAAAUCAUUUCACGACCAUACGUUCGUUGUGAGCAAGAGAUAUACCGAGUCCUGGGAGAGUACAUUGGACCAAUUGUCACAAUCCGCCGCCAAGACCAUCAACGCAGCUCCGUAUGACCGCACGUUUGCGAUUGCUAUAAGGGGCUGGGAGAUUGUUUUCUGCGAAUAUCAUGUCACAUUCAGAGAGCCGCCACCCGAUUCUUACCGCAACAAACUGUUGCCAAUUGCGCCCUCGGGCUACGAGGAAUGGCAAAUCUGGAACCUUAAGAAUCCUGACCAUGUUCCCGUCAUCGAUGAUUUAUUUCGUCAACUUCAGUCCAGCGACGUCCCGCCGAAGCGCUAG